UCACGUACGUAAAACUAAAGAAGUGACUUUCCCAACUGGUUUUCCCUCGCACAAAACUCAAAAGAAAAUAGAAAGAGAGAUCUGAACUUCCAGAGAUUUUAUAGGGUUUAAUAUCAUUGGCUACAAGUAAAAAAAAAACAAUGGAAUUAGGGAUAUGGACUGUUUGGUUGGUUAGAGCCGCUUGGAUCGCUACUAUUCUUCUUAUGGUGAUCGGUUCGAUACCAAUUUCUAAGCUGAGAUUGUUUCAUGAACUCAUGUUGAUUUUUGCGGGUAGAGGCAAGAUUCUUCAGCCGUCUUCUUCUCAGAAGUGGACAGUUCCUCAGAAAUAUUUUUCUCACUUCUACGUUGUCGGAGUGGUGUGGACAACUUUCCUGUUCGCCAUGACUUGGAUGUAUGCCUUAAAAAUGGCGCCAUUAACCGGAGGUUCUCAUGUUGAGCAUUGGUUUAAAGUGUGGCGAGCAGUGUUUCUACUCCUUCUGAUGGAAAUCCAUGUUUUGAGACGCCUUAUAGAGUCAUUCUAUGUAUUCAACUAUAGCCCUUGUGCUCGGAUGAACAUUCUUGGUUAUUUCACCGGAUUGUUGUGAGUCUCUUAAGAAACUCAUGAACAUUUCAAGAUUUAUAUAGUUUAAUUGCCUUUUGCUUGGCUUUCUAGUUUAUCACUCUCCAUCAAUAUAGCUCCAGAGGUGGUAACAUUCGCCGGAAAUCAAGUGGCUGGGUUCAUUGCUAAAGGAAAAAGCCAUACCUCAUCCCCUGAGUUCGAUUUAUUUUAAUCUUUAAGUCCUCUGAUGAAGCUUGGAUGGUGCCAAAUGAUUGGUGCCGUCAUUUUUCUUUGGGGAUGGAUACAUCAGCGCCGCUGUCACGCAAUUCUCGGAUCGCUCCGGAAAAGUCCUAGCCAAGCGAAAGAGUACAUAAUACCACAUGGAGAUUGGUUUGAGAUGGUCUCUAGUCCACAUUACUUGGCAUAAAUAGUUUUGUAUGUGGGCUUGCUACUUGCGAGUGGAGGAACAGAUGUUACUAUCUGGUUACUCUUUGGUUUUGUGGUCGGGAAUCUGACUGUGGCGGCUGGAGAAACUCACCGGUGGUAUCUCCGGAAGUUUGAGAAUUAUCCGGCUAACCGGAGUGCCAUUUUCCCUUAUGUUUACUGAAUGGUUUAAGAGAGAGAGAGGAAAGAGAGAGGAACACAACUUGACCAAUGCUAAUUGCUACGGUUCGCAUCUUUAUGUUUUUUUUUUCUUUCUUAUGUUUAUGUUUGGGUGUCUUUUGUUUGUGAAAUUUAAGAAUUGUAUUGUUAUCUUCUCAGUUAAUGAAUGUAGUAAAGUUUGGAUGUUUAUUCUUUAGAAAACAGAGACUUCCAUAAGUAAGUCUUUUUUUGUAGUGGAUUUAAGAAGUGAGAAGCUAAUUAUUCACUUUUUAUUUACUUAUUCUCUUUUUACGAUUUGAGAAGCAUAUAUUGCUGUUGUUCAUGUAUGUUGAUAAUUAUUAUCAUUAUUGGUACUUAUAAAAAUAAAUGAAAGAAAAAAAGUAUUUCUUAAAACUAUUUGAACACUGUUUAGGCAUAAAAGUAUGUCGUUUUGAAGAACUAAUUUUAUCCCAAAGUAAGUAUAUACUUGAUCUUCUUAAUAAAACUAGUUGAAGGCUAACCAGCACAAUAUGGGAUUACAAUCUACUGUAAGAAAUGUAUAAUAAAUACAAUUACAAUACCAAGGGGUUCAUGUAUAUAAUCAAGGUGAUUUUCCUUGAAUAUAUGACUAACAUGAUUGAUACUUGCAUUUAGUAUAAUUAUUCACUGUAUAUUUAAUAACAUGAUCACCAGGAGGAUUUAGGAAUUAUCAGUGACCAUGACCGCUUGUGCCUUGUGUUUGCAUCUAUGGAUGUUAAAUGGAGAAAAAUAUGUCUAUGAAAUGAAAUAAAACACCACAAAGCCAACCUAUUAACGGCAAACUUGUACGAUAAGUAAGUUUUUAAUUACAUUCAUUGACUUAAUUAGGGGAGAUCACACGUAAUACAGAGAGAUUGAUUCCCACGUGGGUUGUGAUCGAAGCGAAGUCACAUGGUUAAAAACUAAAGUGACUUCACAAAUGGUUUUCCCUCGCACACCAAAUUUGAAUAAAAUAGAAAGAGAUCUUUACUUCCUUCUCCGCCCACCGCAAGAAAGUAUGGAACUAGGGAUAUGGAUUGUUUGGUUGGUUAGAGCCCCUUGGAUCGCUGUUAUACUUCUUAUGGUGAUUGCUUCCAUACCAAGUUCCAAGCUGAGAUUGUUUCAUGAACUCGUUUGGAGUUUCACUGGUAGAGGAAAGAUUCUUCUUCCCUCGUCUUCUCAGAAAUGGACAGUUCCUCAGAAGUACUUUGCUCACUUCUAUGUCUUUGGAGUGGCGUGGACAACUCUCUUGCUAGCCAUCACUUGGAUGUAUGCUUUCAAAAUGGCGCUUUUAUCGUCUGAGGAGUUCAUGUUUUCAAGACACUUAACCGGAGGUUCUCAUGUUGAGAGUCAGUUUAAAGUGUGGAGAGCAGUGUUCCUACUUUUUCUGAUGGAAAUACAAGUUCUGAGACGCCUUAUAGAGUCAUUCUACGUAUUCAAGUAUAGCCCUUUUGCUCGGAUGAACGUUCUUACUUACCUCGGCGGAUUAUAUUACUAUGCAGCAGCGCCUUUAUCACUCUGCGUCAAUCUAGUGGCUGAGUUCAUUUCUGAAGGGAAAGACCAUACUUCAUCCCCUGAGUUUGAUUUAUUAUCGUCUUUAAGCCCUCUUAUGAAGCUUGGAUGGUGCCAGUUGGUUGGCGGAAUCAUUUUUCUAUGGGGAUGGUUACAUCAGCGCCGCUGUCAUGCAAUUCUCGGAUCGCUCCGGGAGAAUCCUAGCCAAGCGAAAGAGUACAUAAUACCACAUGGAGACUGGUUUGAGAUUGUCUCUAGUCCACAUUACUUGGCAGAAAUCGUUUUAUACGUGGGUUUGGUGAUUGCUAGUGGAGGAACAGAUAUAACUGUCUGGUUACUCUUUGGUUCCGUGGUUGGGAAUCUAUCAUUAUCGGCUGGAGAAACUCACAGGUGGUAUCUACGCAAGUUUGAGCAUUACCCGGAUAACAGAAAUGCCAUUUUCCCUUAUGUUUACUAA
Brassica napus (rape) is the source of this 3107-nucleotide messenger RNA. Its product is annotated as polyprenol reductase 2. NCBI's taxonomy places the organism in Eukaryota, Viridiplantae, Streptophyta, Magnoliopsida, Brassicales, Brassicaceae. The coding region runs from base 2079 to 3107 and encodes 342 amino acids. The record is from RefSeq and is a predicted model, not a curated record. Gene Ontology annotation, cellular component: endoplasmic reticulum. Gene Ontology annotation, biological process: polyprenol catabolic process; dolichol-linked oligosaccharide biosynthetic process. Gene Ontology annotation, molecular function: 3-oxo-5-alpha-steroid 4-dehydrogenase activity. The transcript has 10 exons.